This is a messenger RNA of Kwoniella shivajii, 1857 nucleotides long. RefSeq lists its product as uncharacterized. The transcript is spliced from 12 exons. NCBI's taxonomy places the organism in Eukaryota, Fungi, Basidiomycota, Tremellomycetes, Tremellales, Cryptococcaceae. The record is from RefSeq and is a predicted model, not a curated record. The coding region runs from base 1 to 1857 and encodes 618 amino acids. Gene Ontology annotation, cellular component: membrane; endomembrane system.
AUGUCAGGAAAGGCAGUAAGAGCUCCUGCGCCAGCUGCUCAGCCCGCUGGAGGUGCUGAACAACCAGCUGGAAACAAUGACAAGUACUGGGGAAUCGCUCGUUCUGUGGCCAUGUUCUUCGCUGCACAAUUGGCUAUGAAAUAUGGAAUGCAACACAUGGGCAUGGGUGGAAACAAAGCACCUUCUCCUUCUCUUCCCACUCCAGCCGACAAUGUCGAUGGAAUAUCCUCUACUCCCAAUGCUAUUCCUCUUGCAUCAGUAGCAGCUGUUCCCGCUUGGGAUAUCGGUACACCCCUCUCGAUGCUCUUGUAUACUUCCACUUCACCAUCAGGAAGCGAUAUCAACCUUGACCAUCCUCUCAUUCAAUGGGACGGUUUGACUUAUGGAGGAUGGAAAGAUGAACGAGAGGCAGACCUGGUUUUGGAUGUACCCGAAAGCGUCUGGAAAAAUAACGGUAGUUGGUAUAUGGAUGUGAUCCUUGUGAAAGGUGGUGGUUCACCAAAAGGCAAAGAUUUCCAAAAUCUCUCUUCUUAUAGAAAACAACUCACUCGAUUCUUCGCCAAGAAAAGGGUCAGAAAGGAAAAGAAACUUAUUGGUAAUAAAGACGAUGUUGAAGAAAUAGAAGAAGAACAACCGAUCGAUACAUCUGCUCCUCCUGUCGUCGCUCAUUGGUCUAACAACUUGACCUUGACUAUCAUCGCAUCUGGAGGAGAAGUAAAUCCAUCUCAAUUAUCACCUGUUGCGCAACCAUAUUAUACUUUCCUCCCUUCCACCAGUGGAGAAGUUAAAGGUAAAGUAUAUCCACCACCUAUCUAUCCCAAUGAUUUCUGGAUAAUGAAAGAAAACCUUUAUGCGAUCAAUGAAACAACCAAAACAUUACCUUUACAUGUGACAUAUUCCGCCAUCUCAUCAAUGAAGUUCAAUAUCUUCUCAGCUAUGACAGCCUCUUUCGAACAAGCUGCUCAACAACAAGGUGGUGGUGGAGCAGAAUUUGAUGAAAUCAAAAGAACUCUUACAGAAACAAGUCCUUGGUUGCUCAUCACUACUGCUAUUGUCACUCUUUUGCAUACCGUAUUCGAAUUCUUGGCUUUCUCAAGUGAUGUUUCUCAUUGGAGAAAAAAGGAUAGAGAUUUAGUUGGAGUUUCACUCAACACUAUUUUGACUAAUUGUUUCGUUCAAUUGGUUAUCUUACUUUAUCUUCAAGAUAGUUCAGAAGAAACUAGUUUCAUGAUUCUGUUCGGUCAAGGAAUCGGUCUUCUGAUCGAGGCUUGGAAGAUUACCAAAGUUACCAACGUUCGAAUACGACCUGCUCCUACUUCAAUCUUCGGUUACUCUUUACAAUUCGAGGACAAACGACAAUUAUCCGAGGAUGAGAAGAAGACUCAAGAAUAUGAUGCUCUUGCGUUCAAACUUGUUUCGUACGCUGCUAUCCCUUUAUUAGCAGGCUACACAGUCUAUUCUCUACUUUACCAAACUCAUCGAGGAUGGUACUCUUUCAUCGUUUCCACACUCGCUCAAGCUAUCUAUACCUUCGGUUUCGUUCAAUUGGUCCCUCAAUUGAUCAUCAACUACAAGCUCAAGAGUGUCGCUCACAUGCCAAUGAAAGCUAUGAUGUACAAGACUUUAUCAACUGUCGUUGAUGAUUUCUUCGCAUUCUGCAUUCGAAUGCCAUGGUUGCACAGAUUAGCAUGUUUCCGAGACGACGUUGUUUUCCUUAUCUUGAUCUACCAAAGGUGGAUUUACAGAGUCGAUUACUCCCGUGUCAAUGAGUAUGGUCAAGUCAACGAAGGUAUGGUUGAAGACGUUGGUGUGCCCGGAGAGAAGGAGGGAGUCAAAGAGACUAAGAAGACUAAGUGA